Molecule: messenger RNA, 3267 nt
Organism: Colletotrichum higginsianum IMI 349063
Lineage: Eukaryota; Fungi; Ascomycota; Sordariomycetes; Glomerellales; Glomerellaceae
Product: Piwi domain-containing protein
Exons: 2
Coding region: 1-3267 (1088 amino acids)
Molecular function (GO): nucleic acid binding; protein binding
Source: RefSeq, a predicted model, not a curated record
AUGGAGGACUAUGGACGUGGAGGCCGUGGUCGCGGCCGGGGUGACCGUGGUCGCGGCGACGGCGGUCGUGGCCGAGGCGGUGUCGGCGGAUUCAGAGGAGAUCGCGGCGGUGGUGGUGGAUUCAGAGGAGACCGCGGCGGCGGCGGCGACGGCUUCCGGGGAGAUCGUGGCGGAGGCUUCCGAGGUGGCCAAGGCGGCGGUGGUGGUUACAGAGGCGAUCGCGGAGGCAGAGGCGGUGGUUUUGACCGUGGUGGUCGAGGUGGCGGCCGAGGUGGCCGCGGUGGUCGCCCUCCACCAUUUGACGGCGAGGGAUCUUUCUACGGUCAAAACACUCCCUCAAUUCCUCAACCCGACAGCGGUAUCACUGAGCUCGAAAAUCAGAUCAUCAGGUCCCACCAGGCGAAGGACACCAGCCUCGUCAAGAAGAUGAGCAACAUGAAGAUGACCGAGGCUAACGCAGCCGCUCUCAUGCCCCGUCGUCCUGCUUACGGCACUUUGGGCAACAAGGUUCUUCUUUGGGCCAACUACUUCCGCUUGACCGUCAACCCUACCGUCAUCUAUCGAUACAACCUCGAGGUUCGUAAGGGCGAAUCGAAAGAGAAAGAGCCCGCCAGCGCCGACAAGGUCAAAGGCAAGGCCAAAGAGAAGGUCCGGGAUGGUGGUGGUGACGGUUCCCCUGCAACGAUUCCCGCUCGCAAGCUGAAGAUCAUCCUGCAAAAUGCUCUCGAGGAACUUCGGAAACUCGAACCUGGCGCCAUUGUCGCUACCGAGUUCAAGAGUCAGCUCGUCUCGCUCAAGAAGCUUAAGUUGGCGAUCAACCCGAUUCAUGUUGUCUUCAAGAAGGAGAGCUCCAAUCGACAGGAGACAUAUUCCGUCAAGAUCGUUGGUGAGACGGAAGCUCCUUUGGCUGACAUGAAGGAGUAUUUGAAGACAAUGAUCGAUAAGAGCGACCCGGACGAAGUCAACUUUCCCAGGUUCGCGACGUCUGUGGACGCCCUUGGCGUUAUUCUGGGUUACACUCCACGGGCUAGUGAACAGGUCACUGCUAUUGGCAAGGGUCGUUUCUUCCCGUGGGGUCCCGGAGCAGCCAGCGCUCAGCUUGGUUAUAACGACCCCCUCACCGCCAUUCGGGGUUACUUCCAGAGUGUCAAGCUCGGCACCGGAAGAUUGCUUCUGAACGUCAACGUCACCCACGGUGUUUUCAAGACCCCGGUCAACGUCCGUGAGCUUUGCCACUGGUUCAAUGUCAUCAACGUCUUUGGUGACGGCAAUCCAGCCAGAGCCAAGGCUGCUCGAAUGCGCCUCCGUACUCUGUCUAAGUUUCUGGCUCGCACUCGCGUCGCGGUCAAGUUCCGAGACUCUAACAACAAGGAGAUCACGGGCAAGAAGACUAUUCUUGGCCUUGCAGACAGGUUUGAGGUUUCCCAGACAGUCUUGGGCAGGGAUGUCUUGUUCCGCCCGGAUUUCAAUCACGGCGGCCCCCAGGAGGUCAAGUUCAACUUGCAGCCGCCCGAAGGAAAGGACAAAGUAAUGAACAACAAGGAGCCCGGCUUCUACACCGUUGAACAAUACUGGACAUGGAAAUAUGGCACGGCGCCCGAUAAGACGAUGCCUCUUGUCAACCUCGGAACGCGCGACAAGCCCAUGUUCUUCCCUGCCGAGCAAUGCACCAUCAUGCCUGGCCAAGCUGUUCGUUCAAAGCUCACUGGCGAGGAGACCACGGCGAUGCUCGACUUUGCUUGCCGCUCUCCCUUUGCCAACGCCGUUUCCCUGACUUUUGAAAGCUGUUCGGCAUUGGGCUUUGACGACAAGCUUCUCGACGACUUCGGCCUUAAGGUAGACAAGAAGCUCCUUACAGUCAACGGCCGCGAGCUGAUCCCGCCUCCCGUGUCCUACAAAAAUAAAGACGUUACCGCUCGAGCAGGCUCUUGGAACAUGAACGGCGUCAAGGUCGCGAAGUCUGGACGCAGGAUUGAGGCUUGGACGUGGGUGCGCAUCCUGGACGGUAGUCGGCAGCAUCAAACCCCCGAAGUGGCGGCCAUUGUUGGAAACUUUGCUCGUUUCCUCGAAACUAGCGGAAUUCCAAUCAACCAGCAAACCGCCUACGGACAACAGCGAGAAAUUAACGUCAGCCAAGGCAAUUACGAUGCGCCUAUUGACAAUUACUUCAACAAGCUGAAGCAGCAUCUCAAGGGCAACACGAUGAACUUCUUCCUGCUCGUUGUUCUUCCGCGACAAGACACUGCACUCUACGGCAUCAUCAAGAAGCUUGCGGACACACAAUACGGCAUCCACACGAUCUGUGUGGUGGAGAAAACCUUCAUGAAGGAUAGUCCACAGACUUACGCCAACGUCGGACUUAAGUGGAACUUGAAGAACGGAGGCGUCAACCACAUCAUCAAGAACCCUAUCGACAUCAUCAAAGCCGGCACUACCAUGGUAGUUGGUUACGAUGUGACCCAUCCCACGAACAUGCCAAACGACAAAAAUGCCGCGCCCAGUCUGGUUGGAUUGGUGGCGAGUAUCGACAAAGACAUGGGACAGUGGCCCGCAGUGUCGUGGGAGCAGAGUAGUCGCCAAGAGAUGCUGGGUGAUGAACUGACUGGUCAUUUCGAGGAUCGUCUUCGACUUUGGAUGAAGCACAACCAGAAUAAGCUGCCGGAGUACAUCAUCAUCUACCGAGACGGUGUUUCUGAGGGACAGUUCACGCAGGUUCUCGAUGUCGAGCUGCCCAUGAUCCGUAAGGCGUGCUCCAAGCUAUAUCAAGCCGGCCGCAAGCCCAAGAUGUCGAUCAUUGUGUCUGUCAAGCGUCACCAGACUCGAUUCUAUCCGACCUCGGAGCAGACGAUGGAUCCGAAGUCGCGCAACAUCCGCAGCGGCACUGUGGUUGACCGCGGCGUCACGCAGGCUCGUUACUGGGACUUCUUCCUCACAGCCCACACGGCUCUGAAGGGGACCGCUCGCCCGGCGCACUACACGGUGCUCUUGGACGAGGUCUUCCGUGACAAGUACGGUGUUGGUGACGCGGCUGCGAACAACUUAGAGAAGCUCACGCACGACCUGUGCUACUUGUUCGGCCGAGCUACCAAGGCCGUCAGUAUCUGCCCGCCCGCAUACUACGCGGACAUCGUGUGCGAACGAGCCCGCGUGCACCGUCCUGAGCACUUCGAUGUCUCGGACACAGCAUCAAGCAUCAGUGGUGCUUCCGGCCUGACCACAGCCAGACGAGUGCAUGAAAACUUGAAAAACACAAUGUACUAUAUCUAG